AAAUAAAUUCAUUGGGGUUAAUUAUUUGAUAAACACGGUAUGUAUAAAAUAGAGAACCUUGACUAGUACAGAACUAAUUAGCGUAGAAAAAUGAAGUUGCUAGUACUUGUGGCAUUGGCGUUAGCCUUUCGUUCCGCAGCGAGUCAGAGUGGGACUCUCCAAGAGGUCAUAGAUAGCUACCUAAAGUAUCUACCUGAAGUUGAAGAGGCAUGUAAAGCGCAAACCGGCGUAGAUCCCGUAGAAGCAGAUCGAUUACUGAACCCAGGUGUUUUGAGCACAGACGAGCCAUUCAAAAAUUAUCUGACAUGCUUCUUUCAUGGAUUGGGUUUUUUAAAUGACGAUGGAUCAAUUAGUUUUGAAAAAUAUGCCACUUUUGUAGAGAAAGAAAAUCCCGGAUUAGCUGAAUAUUUAAUUGAGGCAUGCGAAAGUAGUGCAGUUGGUGAAAACGUAAAUGACAGAAUUUGGAAUUUCACAAAUUGCGUAUUUAAUGCUUUGUAAAAAAAAUCGAAAUUUAACCAGAAUAUGUAUCUAAUUGAAAUGAAAUAAAUAGUUCCCCUUUCGUAAUA
Photinus pyralis (common eastern firefly) is the source of this 566-nucleotide messenger RNA. RefSeq lists its product as uncharacterized. The coding region runs from base 91 to 498 and encodes 135 amino acids. The transcript is spliced from 2 exons. Gene Ontology annotation, molecular function: odorant binding. NCBI's taxonomy places the organism in Eukaryota, Metazoa, Arthropoda, Insecta, Coleoptera, Lampyridae. The record is from RefSeq and is a predicted model, not a curated record.